GGAGGGAGGCAUUCACAGCACAAUAACAGAAGGACAGAGAAAUGUAGUCACAGAAAAAGCAGUGGGGGAAACACUGUAGACACCAAGGUAAACUGGAGGAAAGUCUUUGUACCGUUUCUAUAGGAAUCAUUUCCUUGUGAGUCUUCGCAGCAGGUCAGACUGAUUGAAGGACCAUGGCACUGCCUGCUGCCUUUCUGUGUGAGGACCAGUUCACCUGCUCCAUCUGUCUGGAGGUCUUUACCAAUCCAGUGUCCACACCUUGUGGGCACAGCUUCUGCCAGUCAUGCAUCUCCUCCUACUGGGACACACAGGGGAGUGUGAAGGCUUACCAGUGUCCUCUCUGUAAGGAGUCCUUCCGCAAGCGACCCGAGCUCCAUGUCAACCUGACCCUGAAGGAGAUCACAGAACAGUUCAAGCAGAUGGCCACUGGACGACUACCGGUACAUGGAAGUGGUGGACUGAAGAAUCCCAACGUACAUCUUCAUUACCCUCAUGCACAGCCUCAAAGAUCGGGGGAAAUGCCAGAGAGCAUCUUUGCUGAGAUGAUAACUCGGUUCCAUCUCCUGCAGACUACCGGGUCAACACAGGCCACACUUGCUCAUCCCAGUGACCUUCACUUGCAUCAACCCAGUCAGUUCAGUAACCAGGGGGCCUCGCUCCCCCUUCUCCCCUACUCAUCUCCCCGCAGGUUCACUCUGAGUGGUCCGAGUGAAACCUCCCCCAAACUGCCUUCGUGUCCCUUUCACAUCAGCGGUCUGGAGCUCUUCUGCCGGACUGACAACACCUGCGUAUGCAGUGUGUGCGUUGAGACGCCAGAGCAUGAAGGACACGACAUCGUCCCUGCCAAACGGGAGUGGCUCAUCAAGAAGUCUCAGUUGUGCACUGACGAUAUGAAGCUGAAAGAGUUAAUUGGUGAGAGAGAGAGGAAGGCAGAUGAAUUACAGACGUCCUUAGGACAGAUCCAGGCUACUGUUAAAGGAGAGACAGAAGCAGUAGUUUGUGCCUUUUCCAAAAUGAUCUCGGCUGCAGAACAGUGUAAAAUUGAACUUUUGGAGGUGAUAGAGAGGACCUGUCGCACAGCUGAGCAACGAGCCCAGACUCUGCUCAGAGAGCUGGAGGAGGAGAUCGCUGGGCUGCAGAAAAAAAGCGGGGCAUUAAGCCAGCUGGCCGUGUCCGAGGACUACAUCCUGUUUCUGAAGGCAUAUCCUCUAGUGUCUGCCCCUCCACAAACCAAGAAUUGGUCCGAUGUCUCAGUCUCUGCAGAGCUAACUGGGAUUCUCGGGACUGUCAAUCAAAUAAUGCAGCGAUUUCAGGAAGAGAUGCGAACUCUGCCAGAGCUGUGUCAGCGAUCUUUGGACCAAUCUGUACCCAGGUCCAAUCCAAGAGUUAGGAGGGUUCAGGAAUAUGCAGAGGACAUCACAUUAGACCCUAACACGGCCCACCCACGUCUGGUGAUCUCAGCCAAUGAGAAAGAGGUACACUGUGGCGACCGACAUCAACUGGUCCCCAACAACCCUGAACGCUUUGACCGAGUGGUGUGCACGCUGGCUCGCCAGGGCUUCAGCUCAGGACGGCACUACUGGGAGGUGGAGGUUGGUGGAAAGACAGACUGGGACCUGGGGGUGGCAAGCUGGUCUGUUACACGUAAGGGCAAAAUCCCUGUAAGCCCGGCCCACGGCUACUGGUUCCUCAGCCUGAGAGACCAGAGCGACUAUGCUUUCCGAACAGAGCCCUCAACUAAACUGACGGUCAGGCCCAGACCUUCACGCAUUGGGAUCUUCGUAGACUGUGACAAGGGGCUGGUGUCCUUCUACAAUGUUGAGGCCAGAGCGCUCAUCUACACGUUCACUGACAGCUUUCCUGAUACCAUCCAUCCAUUCUUCAGCCCCUGUACUAAUAAAUCAGGAAGAAACGAGGCCCCACUAAUCAUCUGCCCUGUUACGACAAAGUGAAACGAGCCACUACAUUGACAGACCGAACCAGUUACAUUUUCUAGAGGAAAGCUAAUGGAGGCGGGGAAGGUCACGGUCAGAAUGCUUUUAGACUGAAGACCUUGCUCUGUGUUUCUGUCUCAAAUCCCUGCAUUUGGUGUAGAUAAUUGCUGGUACAUGCUCUGGGUGUCAAUCCCACCAACCAGAUGGUCUCUGCAGGACAUAAUAUGCACUAAGUCUGACACUGGGACUGAGCUGAUUCAAAGAUGCUGUUUUCAAAAUUUAUUUUACACAUAAAUGAACACUGGCUUGUAGGAUACUGCUGCAUGUUAUACAUAAUAUUCUGCUCAACAAUCCCGGUUGUACAUGAUCUUUAAAGUUGGUGUUCUUUUAAAAUGAGAUUGUAGUAUAUUUAUGUAUUAUAUUAUAUAGUAUAUAUUGUUAUACAGGCAGUCAACAAUAUGUUCUGGUCAUUUUAAGGUGCAGUGACUGUACUAUAACCCUUGUGUUUUGGCAGAGUCGUUGUCUAAGGAAUGUCUGGGAUAGACUCCACGAAACAGACAUUUACUUUUGAGUAAACACUUAUGGUUGGUCAGUGGUAUCAGGCCAGAAGUUAGAACGAAACCAGAUGUCUAGCUGACGUAGGAUCAGGGUCUAUAAGCUCGUGCCUCAGCCUUAGAGGGGCAGAGCCCCACAGACCGAUGGAUGACUUGCUGUCUGGGACGAUGGGGUUCUCACUCCUGCAGGAGACCAGGCGACCUCUCACCGCUGCUCUGUCCUUUCUUCAUUGCUGAUAAUAUUAUGUCACCACUUGUAAUAAAUUUGAGAUGUAUCUGUUUAAACGUUAAUGUAGUGGUGGUUUGGGUUUGUCCAUUUCAAUCUGGCAGUUGUAAAUUUACUACAAGAUCUAGGUCACAUGGUUUUUACUAUAAUGCAGGUUUGUCAUUUUAAAAAUCUUUAAAUGUUGUCAUAUAACAGCAUCAUCAUUUAGUACAACCAAAGAAAAAUAAAUAGAAGGUAUUAAGUGGCAGUUACAUACACUACUGUACCAUUUGAACUGUGGAAAUUAUUUUACUUCUAGUUUCAUUUAAUUUCAAAUGCAUGGGGAAAAAAACACCAUUGAUAGAGAGAGAAAAACAGGUGGCAGAAAUCAGAGCCUGCACCACUGAAGACCCCUGCAGGUAAAAUUAGAAUGUUUCAUCUGUUUCCCUCAAUUAACAACUUUGCAAAAGACAGCUGAAGUGAAUGAAAAUAUAUAAUAAUGCUAUUGGGCGUUUUAUUGUGAAAGUCCGGCCACUGGCCCCGCCCCCGGUUUCCCUUUUUUUCUGAAAUAAUGUUUCCAAUAACGACGCUAUGGCGGCUGAUUUUGUAAAAGCCUAUCAGAAGUGCAUAAAAUCUUGUUCAUCCUCUCCCGACUGCAUGCGGGCUUGCUCUUUAAAAUGUUUUGCUUUGUUAUAACGUUAGUCUAUAGUUCUAUAGUUCUGUCUUCUUCUUUUACACGUUAUUCUUAUUAGUAGAGCAGUGUUUUGAUUUAUUCAUAUUGUAUUUUUUUCAGCCUAUACAUACAUAUACAGAGAAAAAAAAUAAAUUUCAAUAAAAUCAUUUAUUUAAAAUUCAA
Betta splendens (Siamese fighting fish) is the source of this 3549-nucleotide messenger RNA. RefSeq names its product E3 ubiquitin-protein ligase TRIM21-like. Gene Ontology annotation, molecular function: zinc ion binding; protein binding. The transcript is spliced from 11 exons. The record is from RefSeq and is a predicted model, not a curated record. Bases 174 to 1952 code for a protein of 592 amino acids. Lineage: Eukaryota; Metazoa; Chordata; Actinopteri; Anabantiformes; Osphronemidae.